UUCGACACGAAAGACAAACCGCCUCUUUAUGCCGGUGUAGCCGUGGUAGCCCUUAUGAUCCUCACCGGUUUAGCGUUCGCCGGCAUGGCCGUCGUGCUAGCCGUCAUGAUGCCGAUUUUUGUGGUUCUUAGUCCGAUUCUCGUGCCGGCAGUUAUAACUUCAAGUGUUUUGGCUACGUGUUUCAUAGCUUCUGGUAGCCUCGGAGCAUCGGGGAUCGCCCUCCUUGUCUGGCUCUACAAGAAAGAAGAGCAUUCCACAAGUACUUUGCAUGCGCGAGGCGUUAGGCCUGAGGGUCUUAACAAGCUGGCAGGAGGAGAUAAAGCGUCGGAUGGAGAUAAGCCAUUGAUGGAAGAUAAACCGCCGGAAAAAGAUAAGCCGGAGGAGGAAGACAAGCCGCCACAGAAUGAUAAUUCGACCGGAGGAGAAAAGCCGGCAGGAAAAGAUAAGCCGCUAGGAGGAGUUAAGCAUGCGUCGAUCCCUGAGAUAUCAAAGGUUAUGUUGGUGGAGCAAGAACCAAUUGUCCCCAAGUGUUGUGGUACACGUACUUCUACUAAAAGGUCUCAUCAAUUUCGAUUCGCCAUGGAUACUACUAAAGCACGAUCUGUUUUUAUGAAAGAGUACCAAAAAGUUCCUCGUGUAGGAGCUUUUGCGUAUAAAUACUUUACCUCUCGUGACAAAAAAUACGUAAACCAUAUUCAUAUAUGACAUUCAGGACUUGGAAGGUUAUUUAAAGGGCAACAACGAUAUACUCCCAAAAUAAAGAGUUCAAACGUCAAUUUAUCAUUUAGAAGGUAUGGUAUCCCCAAAAUAAAAUGUUUUUUUUUUCACCAAUUAAAUAUGCUAGUAAUGUGUUUUGCUAGUAGAUUUUGUUAGGUUAUGUAUCACCACUGACCGCAAUAAACAAAUAGUUAUAGGUUUUGAACAAAAACAAUUUCCGUAAAUAAGGAGGUCUUUGUAUUCCUAUAUUGAUCCAAUUUUAUAAAAUCCAAUUGUACCGCGCGCGUACAUGAAUUUA
Messenger RNA from Capsella rubella, 1015 nucleotides. RefSeq names its product oleosin-B6. The record is from RefSeq and is a predicted model, not a curated record. The annotation marks the transcript as partial. Gene Ontology annotation, biological process: sexual reproduction; lipid storage. The transcript is spliced from 3 exons. Gene Ontology annotation, cellular component: monolayer-surrounded lipid storage body; extracellular region; membrane. NCBI's taxonomy places the organism in Eukaryota, Viridiplantae, Streptophyta, Magnoliopsida, Brassicales, Brassicaceae.